Messenger RNA from Carya illinoinensis, 1010 nucleotides. Its product is annotated as 18.2 kDa class I heat shock protein-like. Bases 312 to 797 code for a protein of 161 amino acids. Gene Ontology annotation, biological process: response to hydrogen peroxide; response to salt stress; response to heat. NCBI's taxonomy places the organism in Eukaryota, Viridiplantae, Streptophyta, Magnoliopsida, Fagales, Juglandaceae. The record is from RefSeq and is a predicted model, not a curated record. The transcript has a single exon.
UUUUAUUAAAAAGAAUGUUUGCAUUACAUUUGUCGGGGCCACAAACUUCAGUUUAUGAGCCUACAGGGUCAGCCGAUGAUGUUCCCACGAAUGCCAAGAAAAAGUUCGUUGGUCAAACUGCGGAAUCCACUAAUAAUGUUCUCGAAAGUACUAGAACGCCCACCGAGUAUUUAUAAAUACCCAACCUGUCGUCGAAGCUUUUGUAUCAUUGAAGAACUUGGAAAGCGUUUGAAGUUGUGGGAAUCCUAAAGCUGUUCUGCUCUAAUUGAAACCUACAGCAAAUCCAUAAAGAAAAGAGUAAUAUCACUAAUAUGUCGUCGAUUCGAGUCUUUUUUGGGGGCCGAAGAAGCAACAUUUUCCAUCCUUUUACCCUCCAACUCUGGGACCCUUUAGGAGAAUUUGCUCUUCGUUCUUCAGCAACUUCUGCCCAUUUCCCCCAGUGUGGUCGCGAAACCUCGACUUUUACCAACAUCCGAAUCGACUGGAAGGAGACACCAGAAGCCCACUUAGUCAAGGCGGAUCUUCCGGGGCUGAAGAAAGAGGAAGUGAAGGUUGAAGUUGAAGAUGGAAGAGUGCUUCAGAUAAGCGGAGAGAGGAAUUCAGUGAAUGAAGACAAGAAUGACACAUGGCAUAGGCUGGAGCGCAGCAGUGGCAAGUUUUUAAGGAGUCUGAGGCUUCCGGAGAAUGCAAAGAUGAAUCAGAUCAAAGCUGCAAUGGAGAAUGGAGUUCUCACCGUAACGAUACCUAAAGAAGAAGUGAAGAAGCCUGAUGUCAGGGGUGUUGAGAUUUCUGGCUAAUUACAAUCCUCUGCAUCUUCGAUGGAGAAUGGAGUCUUUUUGCUUAUUCUGUUGGUUUGCAGUUUCGUGUUUUUGCUUCUUCUUUUUUUUCGUCGAGUGUGAAAGUAUUUGGUUUUUAUUUGAUACGUGUGGACAAGUUGAUCAUGCAAGUUUACGUUUGUAUACUCGUUUGAAUCUUUCGAUUAUUUUUCAAUGAUUUCUUCUAUAGCUGAA